This is a messenger RNA of Loxodonta africana (African savanna elephant), 2676 nucleotides long. Its product is annotated as melanoma antigen preferentially expressed in tumors-like. The transcript has a single exon. Gene Ontology annotation, biological process: positive regulation of cell population proliferation; negative regulation of apoptotic process; negative regulation of cell differentiation. NCBI's taxonomy places the organism in Eukaryota, Metazoa, Chordata, Mammalia, Proboscidea, Elephantidae. The record is from RefSeq and is a predicted model, not a curated record. Gene Ontology annotation, cellular component: cytoplasm.
AUGAACAGGUGACACCCAUCCAGGCUCUUGGACCUUGCAAACCAGAGCCUGCUGUGGGACGAGAACACAGCGAUCGCUGUUCUGGAGUUGCUGCCCACUGAGCUCUUCUGUCCCCUCUUCAUGGCGGCCAUUGCCUGCAGAUGUAGAGAGACUCUGAAGGCAAUGGUGCAGGCCUGGCCCUUCACCCGCCUCCCCAUAGGGGCUCUGAUGAAGACUCUGCAGCCUCACCGGGACAUCUUAAAGGUGCUGGACGGGCUUGAUGUCCUGCUUGCCCAGAAGUUUCACCCCAGGAGAUGGAAACUGAAAGUGCUGGAUUUACGGGCAAACCCUCAUACCGACUUCUGGAACAUAUGGUCUGGAACCCUGCCCACGACCUCUAAGGGAUCAUUAGAGGAGCUAAGGGCUAAGAGGAAAAAAGUGGACAAUUUGAGGAUGGGGGAGAAGCAGUCUUUGGCCCCCAUGGAGGUGCUCACAGACCUGUGCCUCAAGGAGACCAACAUGGAUGAAUUUCUCACCUUCCUCUUUAGAAGGGUCAAGCAGAGAGAAGGUCUGCUAGCCCUCUGCUGUAGGAAGCUGAAGAUUGUUGCAAUGCCACUCCAAAAUAUUGAGAAGAUCCUGAAAACGGUGCAGCUGGAGUAUGUCCAGGAGGUGGAAGUGAACUGCACGUGGGAACUGUCCACCCUGGCCAGGUUUGCUCCUCGCCUGGGCCAGAUGGUUAAUCUGACUGGACUCCGUCUCUCUCACAUCGUCAUGUCUUCCUUCGUUUCCUGGGCAGCAGAGGACGUGGAGAAGCUAGUUUCCCAAUUCACCUCUCAGUUACUCAGCCUGCACCAGCUCCAGGAUCUCUACCUGGGCUCUGUCUUCUUCCUCGAAGGCCGCCUGGACCAGGUGCUCAGGUGCCUAAAGACCCCCUUGGAGACACUCUUCAUAACAAAUUGCUUGCUUUUGGAGUCCGAUUUGACAUACCUGUCCUUAUGCCUGAGCACCAGUCACCUAAGGCACCUAAGUUUGAGUGAUGUCAACCUGGCAGGCUUAAGUCCUGAGUUCCUCCAGGUUUUGCUAUCGAGAGCCUCAGCCACCCUCCAUCACCUGGACUUACAUGGAUGUGGGAUCACAGACUCCCAGCUCACUGCCAUCCUGCCUGCCCUGGGCGACUGCUCUCAGCUCACCACCUUCACCUUCUGUGGAAACCCAGUCUCCAUGGCUGCCCUGGAGAACCUGCUUCAGCACACCCUCCCACUGAGCAAGUUCAGAAUUGGGCUUCUUCCUGUCCCUCUAGAGCGUUACAUGGGUGUCCAAGGUCCUCUCCACCUGGAGAGUCUUCAAGAGUACCUGGCCCAACUGAGGCUGAUAAAGCAGGAAUUAGGUCAGCCCAACUCAGUCUUGUUGUUCAGUGACAGUGCCUGUACCUAUGAUGUGAUAAUCCUCCAUUUUGAUGAUAUGAUGUAAUUAUCCUCCAUUUUGCAUUGUGUUGUAAAUCCUAACCUCUGCCUGUGUUUAUAAUCCAUUUGUGAAUGGGUAGCAUUUGUUAUGUUAAUGAGGCAGGAUUAGGGUGGGAUGCAUCUUAAGUCACCGUCCUUACUCAAGUUACACCUUUGCUUGAGUCACCCCUUUCAUCUUACAAGAGAUAAAAUGAGAGAGAAGGGAGAAGACAGAGGAAAGACCUGACUACCAUCAAGAAGGAAAAACCUUGAGUGGAGCACAUCCCUAAGGACCCAGGAUCCUCAGGCUGAGAACCUCCCAGACCCAGGGCAAGAUUGAUGCCAAGAACAUGGAGAUCUCCAAGGAAUGCAGGGCAUAUAGAUGUUAAAAAGGAAACAAGGACUUUCCCCCAGAACCAACAGAGACAGAAAGACUUCCCUUGCCGAUGGCACCCUGAAUUCAGACUUUUAGCCCUUUAACCUGUGAGACAAUAAACUUGUUUGUUAAAGCUAUUCACUUGUGGUGUUUCUGUUAUAGCAGCAAGUGCUACAAAGCUCUGAUAGCUCUGCUGAUAAGUGCCCAGAGGCGCCCCACUCAGCCAGUAAGCCUUAGCCUGAAGGAGCUCAGCUCUCUAGCUCAGUGGGUACCACAGCCCCUGAAGUACUCUACUCCUCCAGCAUGCCUCCUGCAUGUAGGGGCUCAGCUUUCUAGCUCUGUGAGCCAUCUCUGCCAGUCUCUUGCCUCUGCCGACCUCAUUUCUCUGGUGCUGCUUCUUUCCAUCUACAAUGUUACAGCUCUCCCUGCCUGUCCUGGCUCUGCUGGCUCACUCAGUCUUUUGUGUUACAAUUCCUCUCUUUCUUUCUCCAUGUCUCCCUUUAAGCCAAGCAGCGUGGGAAAACUGACCAAUCCUUCGUUAGGAAUCCAUACACCUUAUUUCCAUGGUCCAACGCAACAAGGAUGCCAGGCAUCUAAUUUUCAUUAUUAGCAAGCUGUUCAGUCCCUUUGGUGGGCCAAAAACCCCUCAUCUGCAUUGUCCCACCAGGACAUUUUGUGGAAGUUACAAAAGCUAUGGCUAGAAGGGCCAUAGUAAGCAAUUCACUGCACCACAGGAUUUUAAUUGAUUGGGGAAGACUUCUACUUUUGAACUCUAAAUUCUCUGAAACAUUAUUGAUGUUACAGUUACCAUCAAGUUGACUUUGACUCAUGUACAACAUAAUGAAACAUUAAAUGUCCACUAUGGUCAAGAUCAUUGAU